CAACGAAGCAAGCUUCCCUAUACGUGCUCUCGUUCCUUAAAGCGCAUGUCUUGCGGCGCUGUUGUCUUGCAGCUGGAUCAUGUCCAGUCUCCACUCCAAGUACGAACAGCUUCCAAAUCUGGAAUGCCAUACGACCCUAUGUUGGCCGUCCAUAACGCAAUGAUCUGAUCAAUCCAGCGCCCGCAAUUUAGCAAAAAUACAUUAUCGCGCGUUAACUUUCAUCGUGACAUUGAAGCCAUCGGUAAAAUGGCGCAAGCAGCAAAUGAGCACGAAGGCCUUCUUCAAGCAGAUGAUGCUGCGUCGUUAAACCAUGACUCUGCGCCGACAGCGUCUCUCGAGUCAGGAAGUUAUCUGACUUCGCUCAACUCCAGCGUCUUGAACUACAAAUACGAAAAUGGACGACGAUAUCAUGCUUUCCGUGAGGGCGCAUACCUAGUUCCCAAUGAUGACGAAGAGCAGGAUAGAAUGGAUCUAGGCCAUCAUAUCUACCGUCUUGUCCUCGGCGGCGAUCUCUUCCUCGCGCCUAUUGGCGAUAAGAUCAAGCGGGUUCUUGACCUCGGCACGGGAACAGGUAUCUGGGCUAUGGAUUUCGCCGACGAAUACCCCCAAUCCGAAGUCCUCGGGACUGAUCUAAGUCCCAUCCAACCCCCAUGGACCCCACCGAACUGUCUCUUCGAAGUCGACGAUUUCGAAUCAGACUGGCUCUUCCGCCAACCCUUCGACUUCAUUCACGCCCGCGAACUAGAAGGCUGCAUCAGCAACAACGCCCAAUUCUUCACCCGCGCUUUGCAGAGUUUAGCGCCCGGCGGAUAUCUCGAAAUGCAGGCUGUUCACUCUGAGUUCAAAUCUGACGACAACACCAAAGAGAAAGCUGAGAAUGCGUUGCUUUGGAUGAAGAGUAUGGUUGAAGGGUCUUCAAAGUUUGGAAAGCCACUUAAUGUCGCGCCUGAGUGGAAGACAGAGAUGGAGAAUGCUGGGUUUGUAGAUGUUGAGCAAAAGAUUCUCAAGGUACCGAUUGGACCUUGGCCUAAGGAUGCGAAGCUAAAGGAGAUUGGAAAGUUUCAGUCUGUGCAGGAAGCACAAGUUAUCACGUCGUAUACUCCCGGUAUCUUCUCGCGAAUUCUUGGAUGGAGCGACGAGGAGAUUCAGGUGUUUAUGGCAAAGGUGAAGAGGGAUCUUGCUGAUCCAGGUAUUCAUCUUUAUCUCCCGGUUUAUUUCAUCUGGGGAAGAAAGCCCGAGUGA
Molecule: messenger RNA, 1242 nt
Organism: Fusarium redolens
Lineage: Eukaryota; Fungi; Ascomycota; Sordariomycetes; Hypocreales; Nectriaceae
Product: UMTA methyltransferase family protein
Exons: 9
Coding region: 247-1242 (331 amino acids)
Molecular function (GO): methyltransferase activity
Source: RefSeq, a predicted model, not a curated record